AUGACCAAAAUUAACGGCGUUGACCGAGAAUCCAAACUCCGCAAUGCGCACCAAACACAUGCAGGAUGCACUACGAAGAAACAAAACAAUACCACCCAGUCAAAUAAAUGGAGUCCAUUCCAGAGAAGGAAGGUGCUCAUCUCAAAGUCCAAAGUCUGGGACGGCGGAGUAAAACUAUCCGGGCCUCAAUCCACAUUGCCCUGCAGGCCCAAGUUUAGCCUAGCGGACAUGCCCGACAACGGGCCGAACGCGGGCGCUUGCGGUGGCGAUAUCAUGCGCGUCAACUGGUCGCCAAGUGGUUGUUUCAUUUAA
Messenger RNA from Penicillium verrucosum, 312 nucleotides. RefSeq lists its product as uncharacterized. The record is from RefSeq and is a predicted model, not a curated record. The coding region runs from base 1 to 312 and encodes 103 amino acids. The transcript has a single exon. Lineage: Eukaryota; Fungi; Ascomycota; Eurotiomycetes; Eurotiales; Aspergillaceae.